Nerophis lumbriciformis (worm pipefish) is the source of this 2157-nucleotide messenger RNA. The record is from RefSeq and is a predicted model, not a curated record. NCBI's taxonomy places the organism in Eukaryota, Metazoa, Chordata, Actinopteri, Syngnathiformes, Syngnathidae.
AUGGUGUUCUUGGAAUGCCAGCUCUUCUUGGAGGAUCCCAAGGUGUUACCUGGCCAGCCGGGAGUCAUUGUCUCUCCAGCGUGUCCUGGAUCGGCCCCGCGGCCUCCUCCCCAUGGGACGUGCCUGGAACACCUCACUAGAGAGACGCCCUGGAGGCAUCCAAAUCAGAAGUCCUUGUCACCUCAUCUGGCUCCUCUCGAUGUGGAGGAGCAGCGGAUUUACACCAAACCUGUCCCCGAUGACCGAGCUUCUCACCUUAUCUCUCAGGGUCCCGGAUCUUGUUCUUUCAGCCAUGACCCACAGUUCGUGACCACAGGUGAAAGUAGGAAUGUAGAUCAACUUUCGGCUCAGCUCCCUCUUCACCACGACAGACCGAUGCAAAGUCUGCAUCACUGCAGAUGCUGCACCGAUCAGCCUGAUGUCACUCGGCAAGACGACUUUGCAGGACCAGAGGAGUGUCUCGACAGGAAGCCCACGCGUGCGUCAUGUGACCUCAUAUUUUGUCGCCCCUGGGAGCGAUGCAUCGAAGGACGUUGCUCCUGCAAGCCCCCGUAUUUGUGUCCCACCGACGACGUCGCACCUGUCUGCGGGCGGAACGGUCGUCAAUACCGCUCUUACUGCCAGGUCAUGGCUCUCUCGUGUCGCUCUGGAAAGUCGGUCAUGUCCCACUUCGGGCAAGAGUGCUCAGGGGAGCGAGCCAAGUUCAAGAGCGUCCUGGAUCCUGUUACGGGUGCCGUCACCCUCUUCGUUCCUGACGGCGCCAAUCCCACAGGAGGGAAACACUUGCUAGUUUGCGGAAAGAAUUGGGAUGUGGCCGCUGCCAACGUGGCCUGUGUGGAUGAAGACCACCCGCUAGGUGCUGCUUCUGCCGGCUCACUUGCCCUGGGAUCUCCAGGUCUAGCUGAAGUAGUAAGGAGAUUUCCUGACGGCUGUGUCAGCGUUCGCUGCCGGGGUUUUGAAAAGUCUCUGGCCGAGUGUGACAUUCGCGAGCAUGCUCAGAUCGGUGAAGAAGGGAUCGCCACGGCCACGUGCUAUGGGCAGGCGCCAGAAGAGUGCGGCUUUUCCUGCGCUAACGGAAAGUGCGUCUCCUCCAACCGGACGUGCGACGGCAUCGACGACUGCGGCGAUCUCAGCGACGAGAUGUGCUGCAAACGUUGCAGAGGUAGCGCCUUCCGCUGCGGGACGGGCGUCUGUGUGAACGCUGACGCGGUGGGCGACGGAGAGAUGGACUGUUUGGCGGGAGAAGACGAAGCGGUGACGCACAAGACGGCGGAAGUUAAGUGGAACGGCACAGAGUACAUCUCUCCUAGAGAAGAAACCCGUCUCAACCGGGCCUAUCUCGAGUCCAAGUUGCAGUGCGGUGUUCCGAAUGCAACUGCGGCCGAAGAGGACGUGAAGGACCGAGUGAGCCGCGUCAAGCGAGUCAUCGGUGGCGUCGCGGCCAACCGGACCCAGAUCCAGUGGCAGGUGGGAAUAGACGAAAACGGGAAGGUGAACUGCGGGGGGACUUACAUCGGAGGUUGCUGGAUUGUCACAGCGGCUCACUGCGUCAGACCUAAUCCGUCAGCGUUUCAUAUCAAGUUUUCCAUCUGGAAGAAGUCGACACCUCAGGACACCACUGACAUCAUUCCCGUGGGCGACAUCAUCAUCCACCCCAGGUACAACUCCAGCACGUACGAGAACGACAUCGCCCUGGUGCGCCUUAAGGACCUACCGCAAGAGCCAGGGAAGUGUAUGGUGGACAACCCGGCGGUGAAACCAGCCUGUGUGCCUUGGUCUACGCAACUCUUCCAAGCUAACCAUACGUGUAGCAUCUCCGGCUGGGGGCGCACAGGAGCUGGAAAAGCUUCGCAGGUUCUUCUGUGGGCUAGUGUGUCCCUCAUCCACGAUUGCCAGCGUUUCUACAAAGACCGCUUCAGACCAGGGAUGAUGUGCGCCGGUGACCUGGACGGGAACGUCGACUCCUGCCAGGGGGACAGCGGCGGCCCACUCGUUUGUGAGGACCAUUUGGGCGUGUCCUACCUGUGGGGCGUGGUCAGCUGGGGCGACCAAUGCGGCCAGCCGGGGUUCCCGGGGGUUUACACCCAGGUGGCGCACUACUUUGAGUGGAUCCGCCUGCACACAGGUUGGCCCGCUAUCACCAGGUUCAACUCUUGA